Kluyveromyces lactis is the source of this 1314-nucleotide messenger RNA. RefSeq names its product GTPase NPA3 (gene NPA3). Bases 1 to 1314 code for a protein of 437 amino acids. Gene Ontology annotation, molecular function: GTPase activity. The transcript has a single exon. NCBI's taxonomy places the organism in Eukaryota, Fungi, Ascomycota, Saccharomycetes, Saccharomycetales, Saccharomycetaceae. The record is from RefSeq and is a predicted model, not a curated record.
AUGAGUGGUAAAGAUAGAGAAUACAAGAGCAAGGGAUCAGGGUUCAGAACUACCAAGUACUGUAGAUCUGAAGGAACUCGAGUUGAUUAUAAACUACAAAUACAAACAGGAAGUUACGCGAUGCCUUUGAAAACGAUUAUCUGUAUUGGUAUGGCUGGUGCCGGGAAAACCACUUUCAUGCAAAGAUUGAACUCCCAUCUUCAUGCAGCUAAGGAGCCACCAUAUGUGAUUAAUUUGGAUCCAGCGGUGUUGAAUGUUCCAUACGGUGCGAAUAUAGAUAUCCGUGAUUCCAUCAAGUACAAAAAAGUGAUGGAGAAUUAUGAGUUGGGACCUAACGGUGCUAUUGUAACAAGUCUAAACUUGUUCAGUACGAAGAUCGAUCAAGUGCUCAAACUAGUGGAGAAUAAACAAGACAAAUACGAGCAUUGUAUCAUUGACACACCGGGCCAGAUUGAAUGUUUUGUGUGGAGCGCUUCAGGUCAAAUUAUUACUGAAUCCUUUGCUUCAACUUUCCCUACUGUUAUUGCCUAUAUCGUUGACACACCAAGAAACACCUCGCCAACAACGUUCAUGAGUAACAUGUUAUAUGCCUGUUCAAUAUUGUACAAGACUAAGCUACCAUUGAUUGUGGUUUUCAACAAGAGCGAUGUCCAAAACUGCGACUUUGCUAAAGAAUGGAUGACGGAUUUCGAAGCUUUCCAAACUGCACUAAGAGAUGAUCAGGAAAGCAAUGGCCAAACUGGAUUGGGCUCAGGAUACAUGGGAUCUCUUGUUAACUCAAUGUCCUUAAUGUUAGAGGAAUUUUAUUCCCAAUUAGACGUGUGUAGCGUUUCUAGUUUCACUGGUGACGGGUUUGAUGAGUUCCUAAACGUUGUGGAUAGUAAAGUGGAGGAGUACGAACAAUAUUACAAGGCGGAGAGGGAGAGAAUAAUCAAGGAGAAAGCAGAGAAGGAGAAGCAAAGGAAAGAGAAGUCUUUGGAACAUUUGAUGACUGACCUUGGGCUCAAAGAUCAAGCAAAAGCUAAGAAAUCAUCAGAGGGAGAUGCCGAUCAACAUGAUGAUAGUGCGGAUGUCAUUAGCGAUAUAGAAGAAGGCGAGAACGAUGGAUUGAUAGAGCCAGAUGAAGAAGAAGAAGAUGUUGGGAGGAGUACUGAGAGAGAAUAUACGUUUGCUGGAGAUGAAAGGUUGAGUGGUGAAGUUAACGAUUCGAAAGCACCGGACUUACAACAAAGGUACGAAGACGCCUUCGCCAAAGUUGCUAAGAACGCCAGUAGUCAAACCGCAGAGAACAUUGCACGUUAUAUAAGACAAUGA